UUCGUUUAAUUCCAAAUCCCUACACAGAGACCUAAAGGAGCCAAAAUGCUGACGUGCAUAGCUCGUUCGAAGCAUCCCGGUGAUGAUUCCCUAAAUCAAGAUCCCAAUGCCACUCCAACUACCAAGCAAUCCCUCAAAUCUCUCACCUAUCAGAUAAAGGACAUGGCAUGGAAGGCAUCGGGGGCGUACCGAAACUGCACUCCGUGUACGGGAGCAAUAACGACUCAGCACCGACAAAAGAGCUGCCGUGGCGGCGAGUCGAACUUGGCAUUGGAUCAGAGAUUCCGGUGGUCGCACAGGCGGACGGCGAGCUUGAACUCGGCAUCGACGGCGGGGUCGAGACAGUGGGGGAAGGAAAUGGAGGAGAGGUUGAAGGGGAUGUCGAGCGGCGAGGGGACGCCGGCGGCGUCUGCGAGCGGGCGCCGAGUCGACCCGGUCGUGUUCGUGGAGGAGCACGAGCCCAAGGAGUGGGUUGCGCAGGUGGAUUCCGGUGUUCUCAUUACCUUCGUGUCCAUGCCACGCGGUGGGAACGAUCUCAAGCGCAUUCGGUUCAGCCGAGAGAAGUACAACAAAUGGCAAGCUCAAAGAUGGUGGACAGAGAACUAUGAUAGAGUAAUGGAGCUCUAUAACGUCCAGAGGUUAAACCGCCAAGCAUUCCCACUUCCUCCAACCCCUCCCAGAUCUGAAGCUGAGAGCAUCAAAACCGGGCAUGCUGAAGAUAAUACCCCUGCUACUCCUCCACUGCGAAAUGAACACCACCCGGUGCAAUCUCGGUAUAACUAUGAUUCGGGUCUCACCUCAACCCCAGAAAUCUCCAGCAUUAGUGGAGCUAAGACUGAAACAUCAUCGGUAGAUGCCUCCUUAAGGACUAGCUCAUCAAGGGAGGCAGAUCGCUCUGGGGAGAUAUCCGUCAGUAAUGGUAGCGGUCUAGAGACUGAAUGGGUUGAAGAGGAUGAACCUGGGGUUUACAUUACCAUCAGAGCACUGCCUGGGCGGAAAAGGGAACUCAGACGUGUCCGAUUCAGUCGAGAAAAGUUUGGGGAGAUGCAUGCUAGACUGUGGUGGGAAGAGAAUCGAGCCAGGGUACAUAAACAAUACUUGUGAAUUACUGAAUGGUUCCAGCCGGCGAUCUUAUUUGCUGAUUUUGGAGGUGGGGUAUUUAUAGUGUCCUCUUGCCAUACCAAUGAAGCGUCUUCUUUACGAUAACGGCAAGAUGCGCACACACAUUGUUUCUUAAUUUGCGUCCACAUUAGAGUAGUCCCGGCCGCUUUCCAACUGCUUCUGCAACAUCCUUGUGGGUUGUGGCCUCUCUCUCCUUUUUGUAAAACUGUGAUCCAUGGCCGAAGGAUUUGGGUUCUGUACUUGGAAUAUUGGUGGUAUAGAAGUUGAAAUUUCACAACUCUUCGGCUUUUGAAAUACAAAUGAGAGGCCUAUUUCUAGGUUCCCUUUGUUUUGUAGAGCUGGAGAGGAGCUAGCAAUGCUACUACGGUUUUUGUGUGGAGCUUAUUAAGAGUUGUGUCCUAUAAACUGGUAAUGGGUAGACUGAUUUCUUUGGAAAAAAUUGAAGUGCACUGAUUUACUUGAGCUAAAGCUCGUUCAA
This is a messenger RNA of Rhododendron vialii, 1600 nucleotides long. Its product is annotated as protein Brevis radix-like 4. The coding region runs from base 46 to 1104 and encodes 352 amino acids. The record is from RefSeq and is a predicted model, not a curated record. Lineage: Eukaryota; Viridiplantae; Streptophyta; Magnoliopsida; Ericales; Ericaceae. The transcript is spliced from 5 exons.